AUGUCGGAUCAGGAAGACAUGGACGUUGACUCGGUGGGUGGCGUUGAGAUCAGCGACCAGCAGGCCCAAGAAGAUGAACUCGACUUGAAAUAUCCCAAUCGCCCUCGCAACAAGGGCGAAACGCUUCCAUUCUCCACCCUUUGCAAGGAUUUAUUCAAUCCAUUGAUAGAGCUUCGAAUGAACAAGCAAAAGGCUCCCCCUGGGAAUCGUCGAGCAUUGGGCCCCAACAGGACUAAGUCAUCGCCAACCGAGAAACGAAACGCCCUCAUUGAACGUUACAUCUCCCGUUGGCGUCGUGAGGUAGGAGAUGAUUUCUAUCCUGCUUUUCGUCUCAUCAUCCCUGAUAAAGACCGGGACCGUGCUAUGUAUGGUCUGAAGGAAAAGGUCAUCGCUCGCCUCUUGGUCAAGAUGAUGAAGAUCGACAAAAAUUCAGACGACGCCUUUAGUCUUCUGAACUGGAAAUUACCACACCCAGGAUCUACAACUCAAAUUGCAGGUGAUUUCCCUGCUCGUUGUCAAGAUGUUAUCUCGAAAAGACCCAUGCGAAUCGACCCAGGAGACAUGACCAUCCAAGAGGUCAAUGAAGCCUUGGAUAAAUUGGCUGCAGCACCAAAGGAAGAGAACCAGCUAUCAAUAAUGACGGAGUUCUACAAGCGUAUGAAUGCUGACGAGUUCACUUGGCUGAUCAAAAUCAUUCUCCGCAGCAUGAGGAUUUAUGCCACUGAUAAAACAUUCCUCCAUCUCUGGCACCCAGAUGCCGAGACUCUCUUCAACGUCUCUAGCAGCCUGAGAAGAGUCUGUUACGAGCUGUACAACCCCAAUGUCCGCUUAGAAACUGAAGAUACUGGUGUCACCUUGAUGCAGUGUUUCCAGCCUCAAAGUGCUCGACACAAUACUCACCUCUCCAUCGCGAGUAUGAUCGAAAGGCUGCGACGAGGAAAUGAACCCCGAGAAUUCUGGAUCGAAGAGAAAUUGGAUGGGGAGCGGAUGCAGCUUCAUAUGAUUUCCGUCUCAGAUGACAAAGACACAGGAGUAGAGGGCGGUAAACAAUUCAGGUUCUGGUCUCGAAAGGCCAAGGAGUACACAUAUCUAUACGGUGAAGGCUUUUACGAUGAUAAAGGCUCCCUGACCCAAUUUAUCAAGGGUGCUUUUGCCCCUGACGUUGAGAGCAUCAUUCUAGAUGGAGAAAUGAUUACUUGGGAUCCGACCCUGGACAAGAUUGUCCCGUUUGGGACCCUCAAGACCGCCGCACUAUCCGAAAUCAACAAUCCGUUUGCUAAUGGUAUUAGACCAUUGUUCCGGGUGUUUGAUAUUCUUCUGGUCAACGGCAGGCCCUUGACCCGCUGGACUUUACAAGAUCGAAGAAAUGUGCUUGAAAGGUCGGUCAAGUCUGUGCACCGGCGUCUGGAGCUCCACGACCACAUUGUCGCAACUACUGCCCAAGAAGUCGAGGACGAACUUCGUAAAGUGAUAGCAAAUUCGUCCGAGGGUCUCUUAUUGAAGAACCCCCGUUCCGCCUACCGCCUGGAUGAACGCAAUGACGACUGGCAAAAGGUCAAACCUGAGUACAUGACCGAAUUUGGCCAAUCACUGGAUUGCUUGAUCAUCGGAGGCUACUAUGGAAGCGGACGUCGUGGAGGUGCGAUCUCAAGUUUCAUGUGCGGGCUGCGAGCACCUUCGACAUCGGAUAGACGUCGUGGUGAUACUCAACCAGGAACCCAAUCAUCAACACACUCUCAAGGCCCAAGUCAGGAUGAUGCUUCCAAUCAGCGGUUUCUAACUUUCUGCAAGGUUGGGGGAGGACUUUCUGCUAGUGACUAUGCAACCAUCCGCCACGAGACCGAGGGGAAAUGGAUCGACUGGGAUCCGAAGAAUCCUCCCACAAAAUACAUUGAUAUUGGUGGUCCAGCGACUGCUGGCCGUGAAAAACCAGAUCAGUGGAUCAAGCCAGAAGACUCCCUUGUGAUCGAGAUCAAAGCGGCGGAAAUCACCCUGAGCGAUGAUUAUGGCGCAGGCCUCACGCUGCGAUUUCCUAGGUUCAAACGUCUACGAAGGGAUAAGUCCUGGGAACAAGCCUUGUCUGUUGAUGGCAUGGAGGACCUUCGCAAAAAGGCCGCAAAGGACCACCGCGAGAAGGAGAUCAAGAUCGACGAUGAGAAGAAGCAAAGGCGAAAGCAGGCCACCGCCACGAGGAAAAAACCUUUGACUAUAGCUGGCUAUCAUGCGAAGGAUGUGAACAACGUUGAAGAGCCUGUGGGACCUAAAGGGGAAGUCUUGUCUGGCUUGACUUUCUACAUCAUGACAGACUCCGGUUUGAAUGGCUCCCAGAAGAAAACUAAACUGGAACUUGAAGCACUAGUAAAAGCAAAUGGUGGUAAGGUUGUCCAGACGCACUCCGCCGUUGAAGAUACAGUGUGUGUCGCGUCACGCCGAACUGUCCCCGUCGCAAGUUUGAUCAAAGCUGGUAAGAAAGAAAUCAUCAAACCAAUCUGGAUUUUCGACUGCAUCGAUCAAGCGAGAAAAGACUUUACAAGGGGAUUACCGGAGAUUGUUAUCCCAUACGAGUCCGAGCGACAUUUAUAUUUUAUUCCCGAGGAUAAAGAAGGGGUAUGGGACGACAACGUCGAUGAAUAUGGCGACUCGUAUGCCCGCGACAUAUCGGUGGAAGAGUUGACCGCCACCAUGGCGAAGAUGCCAAAUGCAGAAGAAUCCAUAGACCGAAGCGACCUAAUCCCCGCCAUCUUACCAGACUUCAUGAACUUGAGAGGUACAAUGUUCCACGACUUGACAAUGUAUCUCGAUUCCGGUUCAACGACAAAACAGCACCGUAGUGGCUCUUCGAGCGGUCCAGAUGGUCAAGCCGACGUCGAAGACCCUCAACUUCUCACGGCACGUAAUACGAUAAUGUUUGCUGGUGGGAAGGUCAGUCCCAGUUUGACUAACGAGGUGACGCAUAUUGUGGCUUCAUCUGAAUCGGACCUGUCUCUGCUGCGGAAGGAUCUGUCCAAGAGAAAAGGCAAGAUUCCUCGCAUAGUCACUACUGAGUGGGUCGAGGUCUGCUGGACAGAGAGCACAAGAAUAGAUGAGGAGGCUUAUGACGCAAGGUAAGGAGCAAACCCAGGGCAGAUCUGAUACGCUAUAAGCACCGCAUGGCAUUCGACUAGCCGUUCCUAAAUGAGAACGUUGGAUAUGAUAUGCU
This is a messenger RNA of Exophiala mesophila, 3199 nucleotides long. RefSeq lists its product as uncharacterized. Bases 1 to 3108 code for a protein of 1035 amino acids. Gene Ontology annotation, molecular function: DNA ligase (ATP) activity; DNA binding; ATP binding. Gene Ontology annotation, biological process: DNA recombination; double-strand break repair via nonhomologous end joining; DNA biosynthetic process. Lineage: Eukaryota; Fungi; Ascomycota; Eurotiomycetes; Chaetothyriales; Herpotrichiellaceae. The record is from RefSeq and is a predicted model, not a curated record. The transcript has a single exon. Gene Ontology annotation, cellular component: DNA ligase IV complex.